CGGCGGGACCCGGAGCGCGGAGCAGACUUCUAGGCGCUCCUCCGGCGAGCCGGGCGCUGUCGCGCGAUGCUCUUCAAUCGCAGUGCUCUGCCACCGCGACAAGGGUUGCAGGAUGGCCUGGAACCUUGAGGAUCGGAAUUUUGACCCACGGGAUCCGGCGGCCUUGGAAGUCGAAUCUACUCACUUAAUAAACUCAGAUUUCUUCACAAAGUCCGCACAUUACUCCCAGCUGCAAAGGGAGCAGCAAUGGCGAGGGAAGGGGGGGCAGCCCCACUUACGGGGGACGGUAAAGAUGGGGAAACUGAGGUUCACAGAAACUAGCCAAGGUUAUGUAACAAAUAGGCAAGAUCAGAAUCUCCGAUCUUGCUUGCAGGCAUCUGGUCCAGUUGUCUUGGGGCCUUUGUGGGCCCCCUGUUAAGAUCCCAUCACCUCCUAACCCUGCCUAAAUUAGGGAGCUGAAGUGAUGGUGGGGCAUUACAUGGUGUGAUAACUUGGGCCGGUUCAGAGGAUGGGACUGAAUGGAGGGAGAGGGAUGCUGCCUGGAAGUGUGGCCAGAGUUGACCUUGUCCAUGUGUGGGAGUGGGAAAGGCUGCCGUGUGGAACCAAGCUGAGAAGAGAAUGGUCAAGAGAGACUAGAUGGGAGAGUGGGUGGUGCAAUGAUGGGGUGGUGUUCUGGAUGGUGUGGGGGGAGGGGGGCUGGAGUGUUUCUUAUGGCCAUGUGGGAAAGACAUUAUCCUCGGAGCCCCAGCCCAGUCUUUCCAAUGAGGCCCGCAGCACUGGGCUCCCCAGGUCACACAGCCCUGGAAGAUGAGGGGCCUGUCAUGGUGAAGCUGGAGGACUCUGAAGAGGAGGGUGAGGCUGCCCCAUGGGAUCCCGGCCCAGAGGCUGCACGCCAGCGUUUUCGACACUUCCACUAUGAGGAGGCACUGGGUCCCCAAGAGGCCCUGGCCCAACUCCGGGAGCUGUGCCGCCAGUGGCUGCAGCCCGAGGUGCACUCCAAGGAGCAGAUGCUGGAGCUGCUGGUACUGGAGCAGUUCCUGUGUGCACUGCCCCCCGAGAUCCAGGCCCGUGUGGAGGGACAGCGGCCAGGCAGCCCUGAGGAGGCAGCUGCCCUAGUCGAGGGGCUACGCCAAGAGCCAGAAGGCCCCCGGAGAUGGGUCACAGUCCAAGUGCAGGGUCAGGAAGUGCUAUCAGAGAAGAUGGAGCCCUCCAACUUGCAGCCCCUCCUUCAAACCAAGCCUCAGACUCCAGAACAUGGGCCUAGGACACCAUCUGAAGCUACGCAGGAGUUACCAUUGGGCCUUCGGGUGAAAGAGGAACCCACGGUUACAGAUGACCCAGAGCUUCUGGAUUCUGGGCCUCUAGCCAAUCCCCAGGAGGCCACCUCCACCUUCCUGCCUGAAGAGACCCAGGGCUGUGAAAUAGUGCUGGACCAGGCCUCUCCUCACAGCGAAACUGGACUUGAGGGGCCUUCAUGGAGGGAGCAUCCUGGGGUCCUGUGGCAGGAGGAAGCUGGAGGCAUCUUCCCUCCAGGGUUUGCCCUCCACAUGGACAGCGUCUCUGCUGGCCCAGGCACUGUGAGCCCCCACCUCCACAUCCCGUGGGACCUCGGCAUGGCCAGCCUCACAGACCAACUCCGGUCGCCCUCCCAUGAAAGUGGCUUCUCACAUGCACUUGUGCUCCCCAGUGGCCCUGGAGGUGAGCAGAACCCCACGAACGAGGGUCCUCACCAGCUCCUGGGCCCCAUACUGGCCACUGGCCGCUGGCGUACACCCAGGACGGAAGGCCAGGGACGGGGUCGCCCCAGCACAGGCCCCGGGGUGGCGCGGGGUGGCUGCUGUGACGUGUGUGGGAAGGUGUUCAGCCAACGCAGCAACCUACUGAGGCACCAGAAGAUACACACAGGAGAGCGGCCAUUCGUGUGCAGCGAGUGCGGCCGAAGCUUCAGCAGAAGCUCGCACCUUCUGCGUCAUCAACUCACGCACACUGAGGAGUGGCCGUUUGUGUGCGGCGACUGUGGUCAGGGCUUCGUGCGCAGCGUGCGCCUGGAGGAGCACCGGCGAGUGCACACGGGCGAGCAGCCCUUCCACUGCGCAGAGUGCGGCCAGAGCUUCCGGCAGCGCUCCAACCUACUGCAGCACCAGCGCAUCCAUGGCGACCCCCCUGGCCCGGGCGCUGCGCCCCCCACGCCUCCCGGUGCCCCGGAGCCCCCAGGCCCCUUCCCCUGCAGCGAGUGCCGUGAGAGCUUCGCGCGGCGAGCCAUGCUCCUGGAACACCAGGCAGUGCACACGGGCGACAAAUCCUUUGGCUGCGUGGAGUGUGGGGAGCGUUUCGGCCGCCGCUCUGUGCUGCUGCAGCACCGGCGAGUCCACAGUGGAGAGCGGCCCUUUGCCUGUGCGGAGUGCGGCCAGAGCUUCCGCCAGCGCUCCAACCUCACGCAGCACCGGCGCAUCCACACGGGCGAGCGGCCCUUCGCCUGCGCGGAGUGUGGCAAGGCCUUCCGCCAGCGGCCCACGCUCACGCAGCACCUGCGCGUGCAUACCGGCGAGAAGCCCUUCGCCUGCCCGGAGUGUGGCCAGCGCUUCAGCCAGCGUCUGAAGCUCACGCGCCACCAGCGGACGCACACUGGGGAGAAACCCUACCACUGCACCGAGUGUGGCCUGGGCUUCACACAGGUGUCACGGCUCACCGAGCACCAGCGGAUCCAUACCGGGGAGCGGCCCUUCGCCUGCCCUGACUGCGGCCAGAGCUUCCGGCAGCACGCCAACCUCACGCAGCACCGGCGCAUCCACACGGGCGAGCGGCCCUACGCAUGCCCGGAGUGCGGCAAGGCCUUCCGCCAGCGGCCCACGCUGACGCAGCACCUGCGCACCCACCGGCGGGAGAAGCCCUUUGCCUGCCAGGAUUGCGGCCGCCGCUUCCACCAGAGCACCAAGCUCAUCCAGCACCAGCGCAUCCACAGUGCGGAGUAACAGCACUCACUGUACCCCUUCUCUGCGUCUCCGCUUCUGGCCUCUGGUUGCGGGGGAGGGUCUUCGCCCCGAACACUAACCUCACAGUGUUGCUGUGAGGCCUCUGAUCAAGUCUGGGUACAGACGGGCCCACUCAGGACCUGGCGCCUAGUACGUGCUCAAUAAAUAGUAGAUGGACCGUGGGUCUGGAAA
Molecule: messenger RNA, 3164 nt
Organism: Mustela erminea (ermine)
Lineage: Eukaryota; Metazoa; Chordata; Mammalia; Carnivora; Mustelidae
Gene: MZF1
Product: myeloid zinc finger 1
Exons: 7
Coding region: 657-2972 (771 amino acids)
Source: RefSeq, a predicted model, not a curated record